Cicer arietinum (chickpea) is the source of this 3332-nucleotide messenger RNA. Its product is annotated as sec1 family domain-containing protein MIP3. Gene Ontology annotation, biological process: vesicle-mediated transport. The record is from RefSeq and is a predicted model, not a curated record. Lineage: Eukaryota; Viridiplantae; Streptophyta; Magnoliopsida; Fabales; Fabaceae.
AAGUUGCAACUCAUUUUUUCCCAACAAAAGAAAACUGACUGUGGUCUGAUUGUCCGUGGAGAAGAGGAAGGAAGAAGGAGGAAGCUAAGCAGAGCAGUAGAAUCCGCCUCUCUUUACUCUCAAUUUCAUCCGAUUCUGCUUUCUCAUUUUCUGAAACCCACUUCUGAUCCGUUCCUCUUAACUCCUAAUUCGAAGCAUUACGCGAUUUGUUCCCCAACGAAUGAAAUUUCAUCGCAAUUCAACUCUCCCUUGCAUGUUGGUGGUGCUGGGUUAGCGUUCAAAGCAAGUCACGUGGUUUUUUCACUUCUUUUGAACCACAAAAAGGAGAAGACAUAAAUGGCUUCGAUCGAUGUUAUCAAAUCUUGCAUCGACUCCAUUAGACAGAUAUCAGAACAUAUUGAAGGUAGUACUGUUUAUUUAGAUGCUGGAGUUACAGAGAGUUUCCAAUUUAUUGGGGCAUAUCCUGUACUUCUUGAACUUGGGGCACAAGCUGUCUGCAGUUUGGAAAACGUGAGUGCCCGUGAUGUGGUGGGUGGUUUUAACUCACAUUCCGAUCCUGCGAGCAAACUUGUGGUUAUCACAUCGCGUCUACUAAGUGACGCACAUCGGUAUAUUUUGCGUUGCUUGACAACACAUCAAGUCAUUCGUCAUUGCAUUAUAUUCACAUCUAUCUCUGAGAUCGCUCAUUCUGUAUUUCCUGAUUCACCUCUGGGACCAGAUGCAUAUCAUGAAUAUGAAUCCUUACUGGUUCAAGAUUAUGAAGAACUAAGUAAGAAAUCUGGGAAAAAACCUGGGCAGAUUGGUAGCCUCUUGCAGGAAAAACUUAACUUUGAAGAUGGAAGCCGCUUGCAAUUUCCUUCCAGUGGAGAGGAUGUUCCCUGUCUUGAAGCUAGUUCAAGUGGAAGAGAUUUUUAUGAACGCAAUCCAUUAGACUAUAUUGCAGAUGCAGUGCAGAAGUUGGUUAUUUCUGUUCACCAUUUUCCUAUGAUUUUAUGUCCCAUUUCACCUAGAGUAUUUGUUCUUCCUUCAGAAGGGUUGGUGGCUGAGUCGUACUUAUCAGCUGAACAUGAAGAUUCCAUUAGUCCUGGUUUGCCUCCCUUGAGUACUGGCUUGCUCUCUGAUACUGAUGAUGUGCCUCCUGGGGCAACUCUCACGGCACACUUUCUCUACCAUUUGGCAGCCAAGAUGGACUUGAAAAUGGAAAUUUUCUCCCUAGGUGAUAUGUCAAAAACUGUUGGAAAAAUUAUGACAGACAUGUCAAGUCUUUAUGAUAUAGGCCGCCGUAAACGGUCCGCAGGUCUUUUACUCAUUGAUCGCACACUCGAUCUUCUCACUCCUUGUUGUCAUGGGGACUCGCUUAUGGACCGUAUAUUUUCUGCUUUGCCCCGUAGAGAUAGAACAACUUCCCAUGUCCUAGGGAAAGGUUCAGGAAGCCAACUCAAACUUGGUUCUUCUUACCUUCAACGUGCUCCUUUAGAUGUUCAGAUACCACUUGCAAAGAUCCUUGAUGAAGAAAAUUGGAAAAUAGACAAUUUUCGGCUUUUAGAAACUGUUGAAGCUUUUUUGUGUGGGUGGAACUCUGAUAAUUCUGAUUCUCAGAUUGCAGACUUGAUUAAUCUUAGUCAGAAAAUUAAUGACAAGCCUAGUCACUCUGGUGUAGAUAUACUCACCGGGUCUUUUGUUUCCUCUGAUAAUUUUCGUGGCAUGCCAUUCUUGGAAGCUAUACUAGAUAGAAGAACAAAAGAUGGAGCCUUGCUGGUAAAGAAAUGGCUACAAGAAACUUUGCGCAGGGAAAAUGUUACUGUGAAUGUGAAAUCUCGUCCUGCUGUUGUUACAACACCUGAGUUGCAUGCUAUGAUCAAAGCAUUGUCCACGAACCAAUCAUCUUUGCUAAGGAAUAAAGGAAUUAUCCAAUUAGCAUCAGCCACAUUAUCAGCCCUUGAGGAAUCAAAUUGCACUAAAUGGGAUGCAUUUAGCAGCGCAGUGAAAAUUCUGAGUGUAAGCUCUGGAGAAACCAGUCAAAGUCUUGCUGCUCAAAUUGGCGAUCUCAUAAAUAAGAGUGCUCUUUUGGGAUCACACGUAAAUAAAGGGAAAAGGGAGAUGUCUAAGGGUUUGCUGUCUAUGCAAGAUGCUUUGCUGUUGAUGAUCAUUGGAUAUAUUUUGGCAGGUGAGAAUUUUCCAACGUCUGGUUCUGAGGGGCCAUUUUCUUGGCAAGAGGAGCGUCUGUUAAAAGAAGCGGUUGUAGAUGCACUUCUUGAAAACUCAUCGGUAGUAAAUCUAAAGUUUCUAGAUGGACUAAAGAAAGAUCUCGAAGCUAAUAUAAGCAAGUUAAAAUCAGAGGAAGCUACUGAAGUGCUGGAGAUUGAUGAUUUUGACGAUGAUCAGUGGGGCAAAUGGGGGGAUGAAGAUGGUGAAGAUGACGAUAAAAAUGAACAAGUAUACGGUGACGUGCAACUAAAGUUGGAGUUGCGUGAUAGGGUGGAUACUUUUUUCAAAUUUCUUCACAAGUUAUCUAAUCUGAAAAGAAAGAAUCUACCAUUGAGGGAUGGUUCUUUGACCGUGGAAGGAAACUUUGAUGAGGAUACCUAUGUGGGAAAGGGAUUACUUUAUAAGCUACUAACGAGGGUGCUGAGCAAAUAUGACGUGCCCACGCUAGAAUAUCACUCUUCCACUGUGGGGCGCCUGUUUAAGAGUGGGUUUGGAAGAUUUGGCCUUGGCCAGGCCAAACCAAGUCUCGCCGAUCAAAAUGUCAUUUUGGUGUUUGUCAUUGGAGGCAUUAAUGGACUUGAGGUGCGUGAAGCUCUUGAGGCAUUGGCUGAAAGCGGAAGACCUGAUAUAGAGUUGCUUGUUGGUGGAACAACUCUUCUUACUCCGGAUGACAUGCUCGAUUUAAUGCUAGGGGACUCGAGUUACUUUUAGUUCUGUCAUCAACCAUUAAAUUAGGAGUUCAAAAUUAAAAUGAAUUUGGCUUUCCUUAAUUCUGAUGUUGUAAUUUUUAACUGUUAUAUAGGCGCCAUAAAAAACAAAACUGUUAAAUAGGUAAUUUAAUUUUUUUUCUUUACAAAAGGAAAAUAGAGAGAAAAUAAUAAAUUUAUUUUUACAGGUAAAAUUGGUUUUCCGAAAAUAUAAGUAAUGGACAUUGGAUAUUGCAGAAGGGCCAGCAUAUGGUGUCUGAUACAGUUCUAAUACCAGUACACAUUGGAUUUGGGUGUGGGCAUCGUGAGCCCUUGCUUUUUGUUCUCUCAUUACAUAGAAAUGAUUUGGACAUGGUUGAUACGUGUUUUAAUUGAAGAUAAGGCUUAAUGGAAAAUUGAGUAUUAACGUACUGGUCA